AUGAGAGGGGAAUUUGUUGCUCGGUCUCGUCGGUCGGUCAAUGGGGAGGGGGGACAGAUCACUCUUAAUUUGUGGGCGGUUUACAAUUCGGUGGGAAUUUCUCGUGAGGGCGUGGCUGCGAAAUCUUCUUGUAGGGCAAAUUACCACGCAGGUGGGGGGCCUUUCUCUGGGUACCAGCGGAGCGGCUUGCAGCCCCCGGAGGGAAGGGAGUAGCACCAAAGUACGGGGUAUGUGAGCCGCUCCGCUGGCCCCUGCUCGGGGGAGCCACUGGCGUGGGGCCUGGCUCCUCUACGAGGAGACCGCUGGAGAGAG
[Candida] anglica is the source of this 312-nucleotide messenger RNA. The record is from the annotation of a GenBank genome assembly. NCBI's taxonomy places the organism in Eukaryota, Fungi, Ascomycota, Pichiomycetes, Serinales, Debaryomycetaceae.